AUGGCGAGCUUUGGCUACGAACGCAUGACGCCGGUGCAGACGCGGAGUUUUCAUCCUAUCCUGGCGGGCCAGGAACUGUUGGCUCGCGCCAAGACGGGCAGUGGCAAGACGUUGAGUUUCCUUCUGCCGGCCAUAGAGAGGAUCCACCGGCUCCUGGAGGGGCAGCUACAACCAGGUGCUGUGGCCAUGUUGGUCCUGACGCCCGUGCGGGAGCUUUCGAUGCAAGUGGCCAAGGAGGCGGAAAAACUCACGAGUUUCUACCAGAGCUGCCGUAUGGUUUGCAUGACCGGAGGAGUUCCCUGGGAGGAGGACCUUCAAAAUCUCAACGACGCAGGGACGUCGACGGUGCUAUUGAUUGCGACACCAGGGCGGCUGCAAAGUCAUGUGGCCAAGACAGAGUCCUUUGCCGCGCGGCUCAGUGCGGUGCAGAUUUUGGUGCUGGAUGAAGUGGAUCAACUCGCCAGCGACGUCUUUCGCCCUGCCACAUUGGACAUUGUGAAAGCGUUGCCUGCGGCCUCCCAGCGACAAGGGCUCUUCUAUUCAGCGACGCUGUCGGAUGACGUGACAGCGCUGGUGAAGGCCAUCGGUCGCGAGGAGUAUGCCUUUGUGGAUGUGAUACAAUCAGACGACCAUGCGCCAGAUCACAUCGACCAACAUUACACAGUGGUACCAACCGAACGGAUGACGGAAAGUUUGUGGCGUUUCACGCAGGGCGUUGGGCCAGACUUUAAGGCUGUGGCGAUUUUCAUGACCGGCCGCAUCGCUGCAUAUUACGCCGACGCCUUUCGGAAAGCAGGCACCACCCUGGCUGUGUUUGAGAUCCAUGCGAGAAGAAGUCAGAAACAAAGGACGGAGGAAUCAGAGAAGUUCCGCGCCGCCAGCAGUGGGAUCCUCUUCACCUCCGACGUGUCGUCGCGGGGGUUGGACUAUCCAGGCGUCACCCAUGUGGUGCAAAUGGGUGCAGCACAUUCGAGAGCCGAAUACAUCCACCGCUUGGGGCGCACGGGUCGCGCGGGCGCCAACGGACAAGGCUUGCUGCUGCUGCAUGAGUUCGAGCGAGAUUUUUUGGAGAAACUGACCGAUCUAACAUUGACUGAGCUGCCCCUGGAGUCUGUUGAGCUGAAGGACAUGCCUGACUUUCAGCAGAUGCCAAUUGCCAAGAACGUCAAAGCCCAAGCGUACUACUCAAGGAUCAAUCACGUGAUGCGCAACUCCGCCCAUGUGCCGCUGCUGGACGUGAUGCGUGAAGCGCAUCGCUUCGCCCGGUCCAUUGGCGCCACAGAUGAGGAAGGGCGCCCACCAGAGAUCACACUGGAGAAUGCCACCAAGAUGGGCGUGGCGGAGAUCGAUGAUCCCAGCGUUCAUUUGGUCGCCAAAUCGAGCUGA
This is a messenger RNA of Cladocopium goreaui, 1386 nucleotides long. Lineage: Eukaryota; Dinophyceae; Suessiales; Symbiodiniaceae. The record is from the annotation of a GenBank genome assembly.